UGACCGUCACAGCUCAUCGCGGGCGGUUCGGUCGAUGCUUUGCGGUUGCUGGGGCGGCACGAGACCGGCGCUUGCACUGGGGACCGGGCCACCCCGCCGGGCAACCACGAGAUAAGCGGAGCGACCACAGGCGCGGCCCUACGGGCAAGACGACUUGCCCCGCCUAGAGGAGCCGAGUUCCCGGUGUCACCCCGCCAUGGCGUCCAACAGCAUCUUCGAGACUUUCUCGCCGUACCAGCAGCCCUUUCUACGCGAGACGGGCGGCGGUGCCGGGCGGCGCUUCGCGGCUCCACCCGCCGCGGCCAAACUGGCGGCCGAAGGACUCGGCGGCUCCAGCGACGCGGCGUUGCUGCACCACCACCACCACCACCACCUGCAGCAGCAGCAGCAGCUGGGCACGGGGCCUGCCGGGGCCAUGGGGGUGCCGGCCGCCAACUGCCAAGACGCGGCCGCCGGAGCGGGGGCCGCCGGCUCGCUGCUGCACUCGAAGCGCGCCACGGCGGACGUGCUGGCCGACCACCCCGGGGAGCUGGUGCGCACGGACAGCCCCAACUUCCUGUGCUCCGUGCUGCCCUCGCACUGGCGAUGCAAUAAAACUCUGCCCGUGGCGUUCAAGGUGGUGUCUCUGGGCGGCGUCCCCGACGGAACCGUGGUCACGGUGCUUGCCGGCAACGACGAGAACUACGCGGCCGAGCUGCGCAACGCCACGGCCGUGAUGAAGCAGCAGGUGGCUCGCUUCAACGACCUGCGCUUCGUGGGCCGCAGCGGCAGAGGGAAGAGCUUCACGCUCACCAUCACGGUGUUCACCAGCCCGCCGCAGGUGGCCACCUACCACCGUGCCAUCAAGGUGACGGUGGACGGACCUCGCGAGCCACGGAGGCACAGGCAGCGGCUGGAGGACGCUGGCAAGGCGCUCUCCUUCUCCGAGCGGCUGAGUGAGUUGGAGCACCUGCGGCGCACGGCGCUGCGCGUGGGGGCGCACCACGUGCCGCCCCCAACGCCGGCCCUCCGCCCGCCUCUUAACCCUCCCCCCCACUACAAUGCACAGACAGAUGGCCAGCCGUCCCCUCCGUGGUCGUUUGACCAGCCCUACGGGCCCUACCUGAGCCAGAUCGCGGCACCGGCGCUUCACACAAACGCGGGGCUCUCGCCUAGCCGCGCCGUGGGCAUCGCAGGUGGCUCCGAGCUGGGUCCCUUUGGCGACCCGCGCCAGUUCGCCAGCCUCUCCUACCUGCCGGACCCGAGCCGCAACACGGACCCGCGCAUGCACUACUCGGGGCCGCUGUCCGUCUACCCGACCCAGCAGGUGGGGGCGGGCUCGCUGGGGCUGCCCGUUCCGGCACGCUACGCCUACCUGCCACCGCCGUACCCGGCGCACACCCCUCCGCACAGCCACCAAAGCUCCCCCUUCACCGGCUCCUCUCCCUUCACCACCGCCGGCUCUUCCCCCUUCAACGCCGCCUCCGCUCCGUUCACGUCGGGCUCCUCGCAUUUCUCCGCCGGCCCCGCCCCCUUUCAAACGAGCUCCGCCUCCUUCCAGCCGGGCCCCGCCCACUUCCAGGCUAGCACCGCACCGUUCCAGUCGAGCUCCGCCUCCUUCCAGUCGGGCUUCAACCAGCUGUACUACGGCCACUCGGGCGGCCCCGCGUACUCGCUGUCCGUGAUGGCCGGCGACGAGCGUCAGUCCGCCGUCGGCGGGCGGAUGGUCGCGACGGGCGUGGGCGUGUGCGUGGGCGCCGGGGACUCGGUGCUGCUCACGCCGGGACUGUCGAGUCCCGACGGGGACACGGCCGACGGAGGCGACGGCAGCUCCAGCAGCUCGCCCAGCAACGCCAACAGCCUGGCGGACGCGGUGCCCUCGCGGCUCGAGCCCGAGUCCGUGUGGAGGCCCUAUUGAGUGGCGGCACGGGGCACGCGGGGCAGAGAUGCGAGAGACUCGGGUUUGCCGGAGCAGGAGGGCCCUCGACAGAGGGCAGCCGGCGCUCUCCACUAGCUGAUGGAGAAAUCCACGUUUGCCAAGGGCUGUCUGCUUUGUCAACGUGGCAAAUCUGCCGGGCUAAUUCCGUUGCGAGAAAACACACGCAGAACAAUUAAUCUUUCCCGAAGUUUUUAUUUUUACUACACCAUGCUACCAAUUACAGAUUUAACGAUGAUGCCACGAAGCAUUAUUACUCGGAUUGCUUGGCUUCAAAAGGUGGACGGAAUUCCACGAGGAAAUGAGCAGGCCUCGGAGCUUCCAGCGCAGUUACCGUGUUUGCGCUACGAACGCGUUUCCCGGUCUCGCUGCAAUGCCGAUGCAGCUUCUCUGGAUGGGUGAGUGCAAAUUGUACGGUGAACAUCGUGGCGAAAAGAUGGCAGAUCUGAAAUGACAGCUGCAGGGAUAAGAAAACUAAUAUUUUCUGGACAAGUUGCUUUCAUUUUCUGUUGCUACAAUUCUGAAGAUUUGUUUUUCAAGAAUCUGACUGAGAUGCUUCACAGGGCACACCAGUUGCCGACACUGCUUUCAUCUUCUGCUGCUUCUUCUUGCGGAAGCUUUGCAGGUGUACGGGCAGUCCACUGCUGGAUGAAGGCUUCCCCACGCAUUUAUUUUGGCGAAUGCAGAAACGCCUAACAGGGACGGUCAAAGCGUUGACAUCCAUGACCUCCUCACUCGUGACAGUGUGGCCCCCUAUUUUAAAUGUUCAGUUGCCCCGUGGUUCAUCUGACUUGCAGCUGAUGACAUGCAUUGACGCUGAGCCAUUAGUACUAUCGUCGUCAUCGUGAGGUGCUUUAAUGUGUGUGUGUUUUUAUUAAUUGAGUUUAGAAAGUUGCUUUUCAGUCACGUGAUGUAAAUACAAAGUGAAUACCUGCCGGGUAUCUUGUUAACGUCUUUUUUUUUUAAACAUAGUAAUAAUCUUUGUGUACAUGCAUACAUUAGUGUUACAUUGUUACUGUUAGUGGAUGUAAAUGGUUAAGACGUUGCAGCAAUUGUAAAUUGAUCCAUUAGAAAGCUAAAUAUAUUAUUAAAUAUCUCCCACUUGCAAUUGAUAUAGUUAAAGCUUAAUUGUUACUUUGAGUAGAUAGAUGCUCUUAAUAGCACAUUGAAUGCAGAACCAUUAAUAUCCAUUGCGAGAGGGCACAAGUCAAACGGAAUGCAUUCAAUUGUGAGUUUCAAUGACGGGGCAAUGCAAUUAUUGAUCUCUAUUGUAAUCAGUUUUACUUUGGCAUCGUCACGCAAGUAUUUUCACCUCAUCAUCUUCUCACCCAAGCCACACUUCCGUAUGAUAGCGCACUUGUUCGGGAAAACUAAAACGUGUCAAAUGAAGCAAAUCGGAGGCAAAACUUAAUACCAAAAGUGCAUAAUUGGUAGAAAAAAACCACAAAUCAGAAAAUUAUGAUCAUCCAAAGAUUGUUUUGGACGUAAUUUAUGUUUAGCCCUCUCGUGGAAAUUAGAUAGCUCCUGAAAAAUGCAUCGUUAAAAAAAACACCACAGUUUUGACUGGUCUCUGUAACUGAUUGUAUUACCCAUGGGAGUGCAGUCUGGCUGACCAAAUAAUGAAAUUAGAUUUAUUGGCAAAAAUACAUCAAUCUUAUAAUACAUCUUGAUAAAAUACCACCCAAUUAAUAGCCUUGUCUUUAAUCCAUGCUUAUAUCGAAAUGCAACCGCAUGUUUUAAAACGAGUUUAGACAACGUAACCUGGAUUGUUUGUAGAUUUUAACUUUUUUUACAUUUUAAAUUAAUUUUCUCACAAUUUAAAUAGAAUGAGUGAAAUGAUGGACCUAUUUUCUUUGCGGCCAUCUCAUUUAACAUUCUUGUGUAAACGUGUUUUCAAUGCCAGUUAAUAAGAUUUGUUUCCUCCAGUCUUCCGUGAGUGUUGUACAUUUUCUAGCUUCCACUUUCGAGGUAUAUACAUUGCUAUUUUUUUGAAAUUAUUAGUUUGUUGUGUGGUCACCUAAUAGGAUUACAGAAAAUGAAUGAAAAAAGUUAAAACAUUGUACAGUUGAAAUUUUAGCAUACAAAUAUCACUUCCUUUAAUAUUAACUGUACGUGCUUUUACAUGUAUUAACCGAUGAUUAAUAAUGAAAAGGUUUAUUUCGAAGCAAAAUAAAGAAAAACGCAUUCUUGCUUUUGCACUAAGCCAUAUUUAUGUAAACAAUAUUAGAAUGGUAAAAAAAUAACUUUAUCAUUAAUGUCAUUAAUAUUAUUACGUGGCGUAUGGCCCCGUUUCAACGACCGAAAACGAUGAGUUCAAGUAAAAAAUAAUAGUGCCUUUUGUUUGCAAAAAGCCAUCUUUUUAAGGGGCGGUGUUCACGAUGUCUCCGUGGCUCCGAUCCAGUGGGCGGCCAUUUCACGGCGGUAACCUCCCCACUCGCCUCCCUCUUGCGUUGGCCAUGAACUCAGCGGAUUACAAAUCGGGGUCAUCCACAUUUCCUGCAAUUUCCACGGCAUUUAAUUGGGUUAACCGUUGUUACGUUUGCGGCGUGGAUUUCCCGGUUGUUAUAUCACGUUUAUUUUAAGUUUUUGUUGUUACCAUAUUCACAAUUCCAUUUUCGUACACUUGGUAUUUAAAAAAAAAAAAUUUCCAUGGUUAAAUAUUGUUUUAGAGUGGCAUUUGUCACCAUUACAGUAAACCUUCGACUUAUAAAAUAAUACCCUGCGUUGUAAAAAAAAAACUAGUUAAGACUGCUUCCUCUCUUAUUUCAUUUAAAGUAAUUACAGUUCACUGAGUGGGGCUGUGCCCGAGUUUUAAUUCCGGCUGGCACAGUCAUUUAAUUGAUGAACUCACCCGCAAUUACCCCCGUGUGGAAUCACCUCGCACUACUCAUUCUGCCAGAUAAUUCGCAAGUGAUUAUGGUGCAUAACAAGUCACAGCAUUGGCUCGGAUAGCCGCUCAUUUGUCGGGAAUAAUGGCGCUUAGUUUCGUCUCAUGUAGACCCCUGCGUGUUCUACUCAACGCCCGCUAUGAGUCAGGCGUUGAGCCCUAUUAGCGAGAAGUCCAGCACCUGCGGCGUCUUAAGCCAACCACCACCAUUUUGUCAAUGACCGAGUGCUUUCUUUCAGCGAAGUAACCAUCUCGUAUCAUUAUAAAACGUCUGCCCAGCUUGGAGGAGAAAGGCCAAGAGCUCUCGAGACGGGCUGCACAGAGCAUAGAGCUCCCUUUCGUGGAGGUCCUGUGACUAGAAUUGGCGUGAACAAAGCAAUUGCAGGGGCUGCAGCUUUAACCUUUGAUGUUAUUAUUCACAAACUUGAAUGUGUAAAAAUUUGCUUAAAAAGUCAGAUAUGGGUAAAAAAAAAUCAUUUGGGUCACGUUAAUCCGAGGGUGCAAGCCACUUUUUUUUUAAUGAAAAUCAGCCAGGACAUGUUCUUCCUUUGUUUCACAAAAUAAGUGGGCGAUUCGAUGUGCUGCCUUUUGUAACAGCACCCUGGAAAUUGAAACACACAGGUGUGCUUUAUAAUAAUUAUUAUAUAUGUAAUUUAGCUUAGGGUGGUUUCCAAUUUUGGAAUUUAGGCUGUGGCACUCACCUAAUUAAUAUUAAUACCGAUUCAGAGUGUGCAGCCCUUUGCCAAUCUACUGCUGGAUGAAGGCCUCCCUGAAUCAUCGCCGUAUCUCGCAAUCCUCUGACGUGACGAAGUAUAGAGGGUGCCUUGGUAAUGAACGACCAACUUCAUGAGAACCGACUUGUUAUAAAGCAGGCCUUGAUUACGUUUGGUGGGGGGCUCGAGUUCUUUACAUUUUUGGGGGAGCUCUGCAUUGUUUGGUCGGUUCCUUCCCUUCACUCUUUAACCACCAUCCAUGUCCAAUGUCAAAUGCACCAUCACUUUGGUUAUUGCAGUUCUGGUUUCACAAAUAUGAUAUGUGAGUUGUAAAGCUGAAUCAAAGUUAAAAUGAACAAAACUAAAACAAUGUGGCACGUGACUGAUAGUGAUACACAUCUUUAUUAUUUGGCUUUAAUUACCAAAUUACCUGCAGAAUUAGUGCUACAGUAUUGGUAUUCUACUGUUUCAAAGCUAAAUAUACAUACAGAUUUAUUUAGUUGGCCUCUCAGUAUCCACAGCCCUGAGCACUAGUGCAGCAAAGUUAAUUAAAACUAUGUACUGAAUAUAUAUUCCAUCAACAGCAGGGCAUGCAAUUUCCAGUUUGUACAUUAACUGCAUUUGGAGUCGGUCGAUUCGUGUGGCACAUCGAGACUUGUUUAUUGUUGACCGGCCCCUACUGUACUUCUGUGAAAAAGAGCUUCAUAGCUCAUCGGAUUCUUCCUGUCGAAAUGAAGAUUACGAUUCUGACCGUGUCCGGUAGAAGCUUUUUGAAAUGGUGCUGCAUUGUAUAAGUGCUUGUCACAAAUGGCCCACAAUACCUUGCUGGUCUCGUCAAGGAGCAUCAACGAUAUUGCGAACUCCGCUCAUCCUCGCAGCGGCUUUUGGCUCGCCACCGAAUAAAGACGGUCACUGCAUCGUGCGCUUUCAGAUGUGCUUCUGCAGCCGUCUGGAACGCUCUUCCUUUCGAUAUUAGGUUGUGACUGGAGCUAUGCAAUUUUAAAUCAUCUCGAUUGAAAACUCAUUCCUUUAGUGUUACGGUUGUUGUCCUUCUCCCGCACCUCCGAUUAGCACGGUUGGCUACAUACGGUGCGAAAGAAGUUCCACGUGCAUACAUACAGAGCUCUCGCCAAACCGGUCAGAGCACAUCAUGCUCUAUUGAGUCUCCCAUGAUUAAACAAAAAAAAGGGGCACCCAUCAAAAAACAAAACUAUAUUUAAUACACGGGACGUGCAAAUUUGGCAACAGUUUAUGUGACAGCGAUGCUUUAGAUUCACGGACAUGUUUGUGCGGGAACAUUUCAACGGCAGAACUUCAAACAGCUUCUGACGGGUAAACAACGCCCUGAGGAUAACCCACAAAGGGAAGACAUUUUUACGAUAAACCCUUCGACGUAUAAAGGAGGGAAUUAUUAUUGUGCUUGCACCUGUUUAUAUUGCAGAGUUUAUUUUCUUAAGCAGGCCUGCAUGUGUCAUUGAAAUGUUUUUUUUAUUUAGUCAAAUAAUGUUUGAUU
This is a messenger RNA of Lethenteron reissneri (Far Eastern brook lamprey), 7028 nucleotides long. Its product is annotated as runt-related transcription factor 1-like. Gene Ontology annotation, biological process: hemopoiesis; neuron differentiation; regulation of transcription by RNA polymerase II. Gene Ontology annotation, molecular function: RNA polymerase II cis-regulatory region sequence-specific DNA binding; DNA-binding transcription factor activity, RNA polymerase II-specific; ATP binding. The record is from RefSeq and is a predicted model, not a curated record. Gene Ontology annotation, cellular component: nucleus. Lineage: Eukaryota; Metazoa; Chordata; Hyperoartia; Petromyzontiformes; Petromyzontidae.